Molecule: messenger RNA, 2854 nt
Organism: Beta vulgaris subsp. vulgaris (sugar beet)
Lineage: Eukaryota; Viridiplantae; Streptophyta; Magnoliopsida; Caryophyllales; Amaranthaceae
Product: wall-associated receptor kinase-like 1
Exons: 5
Coding region: 174-2531 (785 amino acids)
Biological process (GO): protein phosphorylation; cell surface receptor signaling pathway
Cellular component (GO): plasma membrane
Molecular function (GO): ATP binding; polysaccharide binding; protein serine/threonine kinase activity
Source: RefSeq, a predicted model, not a curated record
GUCAUACUUUCCAUCAUCUGCAACAUUUGGUUUUCUUCUGAUGGAACAACACAAUUAACCAAGUUCAAGGCAACAUUCGGCCACAAAAGGGGCGAUAGUUUUGUUAGACUGCUUCAACCGUGCAAGUUGUGUUAUAUCUGGAUGAACUCGCGACGGACAGGAUCCAAGGAAAAAUGGAGCAAGAAAAGAUAAUAUUUGUGUUUGUUAAGCGUGAUCCCCAAAUUAGUACACGUCAAUAUCACGUAGAAAGCAAAAAUAUGCUAUCUGCAUUCCUCUCAUGGACAUGGCUGCUGCUAGCUUUCCCAUGUAUAGUGCAAUCCCUGCAACCAGCCACCAUGCUCACGGCUAAAAAUACCACAAAAGACGGUUGUCAGUCCAAGUGCAGGAACAUGGUAAUCCCUUAUCCUUUUGGUAUAGGGAAAGACUGUGCCAUGGGAGAUGAAUAUAUCGUAAGAUGUAUCACCAAAAAUGGUACCACCUACACAGCUUAUUGGAACGAGUACUCUGUGAUUCUAGAUAUAUCUGAGACACAGUUGACAAUGGAAUCCCUUCCUGUUGCUCAAUCAUGUGACAGUGCAGGAAAAGCAGUUGCUACUAAUAAGUAUCAGGGUGCUCAUAUUGUAGGCAAACCCUUAGCAUUAUCAGCAACGGCCAACAAGUUUAUAGUUAUUGGUUGUCAUCAUUAUGGACUGAUUGAUGCACAAACAAGGGCAGGCCAGAAAAUUUUCAGUUGUGUUGCUUUGUGUACUAAGGAGGAGGAUUUGCUUGACAACACAUGCUCUGGACUUGGCUGCUGUGAGGCUCCUAUUCCUAAGGGCUUACAGUACUUUAAUGCAAGUUUGGAAAAGAUAGUAUACAACACUAGUAUGUCAUCAGGGAAUUGCAGUUAUGCCUUCAUAGCAAAACGCUCGAGCAUCAACUUCAUUCGAGCUAUUGAUGUUCAGAGCCCUGCAUUUGCUUCCAGGACAGAAGUCAUGCCAUCUGUACUAGACUGGUUUGUUGCAAAUGCAACAUGCAGAGACGCUCAGAAGAACUCGACUGUAUAUGCAUGCCAACAGAAUACAACUUGCAUUGAUCUUGAUCAAGAUUUAGACGUCUAUGGUUAUCGCUGUAAAUGUGCUCAAGGAUAUGAGGGCAAUCCUUAUCUUUCUCCAGGUUGUACAGAUUUCAAUGAGUGCAAAGGACGAAGCAAUCCUUGCUCUGGCAUCUGUGUAAAUACCCCAGGGAGCUACGAAUGUCAUUGCCCAAAAGGUUAUCAAGGCGAUGGCAGGAAAAAUGGGACAGGUUGUCUGGCUAAGAGUUCUAAGUUUGCCUUCCCUCUUGGACUUGGCAUAGGCUCGGGAACUAUACUUUUCAUCUUGAGUGGAUAUUGGCUUUUAAUUGUAGCAAGGAAAAGAAAGAAGAUUGUACAAAAGGCUAAAAACUUUGAGCGAAAUGGUGGUUUACUAUUACAACAACAAUUGUCAUCUACAGAUGGCAUGGUAGAGACGAGAAUAAUUUAUACUGCAGAUGAACUAGAGAAAGCUACUGAUAACUACAAUGAAGACAGAGUGCUUGGUCAGGGAGGCCAGGGUACAGUCUACAAAGGUAUGUUAAGUGAUGGGAACAUUGUUGCUAUAAAGAAAUCCAAGAUAGGAAGUAACAAUCAGUUGAGUCAAUUCAUCAAUGAGGUGGUUAUAUUAUCACAAAUCAACCAUAGAAAUAUAGUCAAAUUGUUAGGAUGUUGUUUGGAAACAGAAGUUCCACUACUAGUGUAUGAGUUUGUCCCAAACGGGACUCUUUCUAUGCAUAUUCAUGAUUCUAGGGAAGACUUCCCAAUUACAUGGGAAAUGCGUUUGCAAAUUGCUAUAGAUGUUGCAGGAGCUCUCACUUACUUGCAUUCAGCAUCCUCAAAGCCUAUUUUUCAUAGAGAUGUCAAAACCUCAAACAUACUUCUUGAUCUAAAAUAUAGAGCAAAGUUAUCAGAUUUUGGGACAUCAAGAACAGUUGAUGUUGAUCAAACUCAUUUAACCACUCGUGUUCAAGGUACAUUUGGGUAUUUAGAUCCUGAAUAUUUUCGAUCAAACCAAUUUACUGAAAAGAGCGAUGUUUAUGGCUUUGGAGUAGUUCUUGUAGAGCUUUUGACAGGGAAGAGCGCAAUCUUUUCUACUGAAUCUCAUAAUGGACAAAGUCUUGUGUUGUGGUUUCUAUCAUCUAUGGAAAAAUCCAAGUUGUCUGAUAUCUUGGCUGCUCGAGUUGUAAACAAGGGUAAGGAAGAAACUAUCCUUGCUGUCGCGGACCUUGCUAAAAGGUGUCUGAACAUGGACGGGAAGCAGAGGCCAACAAUGAGAGAAGUUGCUAUAGAGUUGGAGGUGAUCAGUCAACUUCAUCAUUUGCCGGUUUCAGUUCAGACGAAUUUGGCAGAGGUCGGUGAGAGGACAUUAACCAAGAUUAAAAGCAGUCCAAGUGAAAGCCUUUUGCCUGCAGAAACAUCUUUCAUGGAAGAAGAUUGGCCGUUUCGUUCAAUCUGGUCGAAAUCUUCUAGAAUUUAACACUGUAACUCAUAAUCUGGCAUGAUAUUUUCUGAACUCUGAAUGACACCUAUAGUUUUCUGUGCUCUUAUUAGUUAUUACUUGCAGUUAUAUGGAUCAUUAGACCAGCAGAGGAUGAUACAUGAUCUACCUAUCUUCGAGUUCGGUUAGCUUUGGCUGUGGCUUGCACCAAUCAUUGUGGUGUGAGAUAGAUUAGCUUUUUUUUACAUGUAGGGAUGCAAUCCUUGUGUCUGACUUAUGUGCAUUAUAACUCACAAUAUAUGAUCUGCAAUAUUUUGGUGGUUGUACUUUGUACUGCCAUUUUUAUUUGCUAUUUUCUAUAA